CAGUGUUAUUUACCGGGGUCCAAAAAUUGUGACGGUGAGUUCUUGAUUCUCAUAAUUUGUUGUCAUUUGCAUCGUAACCGAUCGAAGCGAUCGCUCUUCUUUUACUUCAGGCCGUGGUUGUAUUGAGUCAUGGAAACUUGAGGGAGCUUCCUGAGUUCUUUAUUUGCAGUCAAAGAGAGACAUUGAAGUAAUCGAGAAUCAAGUGACUCACCUUGACGGAUGGAAAUAUUUUGAAAGAAGAGCCUUUUUAUCUUCUGAUGGAAGGGGCACCGUCAAACUCUGUCAAGCAUCAGGACAUGGAUUCAGCAACGCUCCUCCCCUCCCAGCACCAACCCCUAGAAUCCCACCACCGACCUCUCACCACCUCAACCAACAGUCCCUUCUUCUCCACCCGACAAGACCGAGAACCAGCCUUUGCCAUUUCCAAUUACGGUAAACCGAUACUGAGAUCGUCACACUCCCUAGCGGGCGGGUCCCGUCUAGAAGGAGCGCGGAGGUUGAGCGGACAUAUACCCGGGACAGGUGCGUUCCAUCCUGUCCAACCACUCGCCAUCCAUCGCAACACAGAACAAUUUGCAAACACGUUGACGCCAACGAAUGGAAGUCAACCUUUCCAUUCACAUUUAGCUGCCGAAGAAGUUACCGAAGAUAAAAGAUUAUCGAAACGAAAGCGUAAAGCCAAUAAUCUGGUCGGAUCUGUUUGUACGAUUUGCGGAGUAACAGUACGGCCGGUGGAACUCCCUGCUCAUUUUGCCAUUGAAAUAGAGAAACUCAAUAAGAUAACAAGAUCAGUAAAGAGUAGCAGGGAAACUUCAAGUCAAUCGAGAAAGGUUACCCCAAGUGCAUCGUCCACGAAGAGGAGGCGGGAAAGUAAUGACGACGUUCUUGAAAGCAGAGAGAGUAGGCACGAGGAGCAUAAAAGAGUGAAGCGCAACAGACUAGAACGGUUGAACGCGCGUCUUGGUCGAUGUCGCAAGGGCCUAAAGAGAUCGUCAGAUGAGAUUGCGAGCAGCGUUGCACUAUGUCCAAUAUGCCAUGAGGUCUUGACUGGGUCGGCGGAGGAUAGGAACACACACGCUGUGGCCUGUCUCAGGAAGGUCAACCCAGGUCAGGAAGACGUUGAUGAAGACAUCGAUGUUGAUGGGGAGGAGGAGGAGGAAGGGUUUGAGGAGUAUACGUGGUGCGGCCAAACCAGAGUACGUGCUACAUCAAUGCUUGACUCAAGAUUCAGUGAAGCGGGCUUCGAAGUUGGUCGUAAAGAAACCGACUGUGACACAGAAUUGAAUGUUGACGAUGACGACACGGCAGAGUUUGGACCAGAGCAGUUUACGGAGGCCGACAUCAUCCCGUGUCCGUCAGACGAUUCCACCGAAGAUAAGCAACGACAAGCUUUAAGGGACGCUGUUGUAGGUAAUGAUGGGAGAACUAGCCCCCUGGAUUCAGUUCCAGAUCCCUGGUUGCCUUCCACCAGUAGUGAGCAGUCAAGCGACAGCAAAUUACCAAACAGAACAAUGAAUACAGGCAGCAUGUCAGCCCAAUCAGAGACGAUCAUCGAUUGUUUAAAGACGAGAGUCCGAGAGCUACAAGAACAAGUGGAUUCUGCUGCUGCGUCGAGAAUCAAAUGCCUUAUAUGUAUGGAUUCAUUUAGUGUUCCGUUAGUGUCCAUCCAAUGUUGGCACGUACACUGUCAACAAUGCUGGCUCCGCACACUGGGAGCCAAGAAAUUAUGCCCACAAUGCAACAUGAUCACGUCUCCGGGGCAACUGAGGAGAAUUUAUCUCUAGGGAGAUUCCAUUUCGACAGGAGGGAAUUUUGAUCGCCAUUCACGAACUGAAUUUGGCCCAAGGCCAACCGUUUGUUUAAUUUCAAAUUGGUUUAGUAUCUACAUGUACAACAAAUUCAACAUGUUCAGUGGGAACAAAUACACUCGCUGUGUAAACUUGUUUUUUUUUUAAACU
Messenger RNA from Asterias rubens (European starfish), 1958 nucleotides. Its product is annotated as E3 ubiquitin-protein ligase RNF220-like. Gene Ontology annotation, biological process: protein ubiquitination. The record is from RefSeq and is a predicted model, not a curated record. Bases 258 to 1784 code for a protein of 508 amino acids. Gene Ontology annotation, molecular function: ubiquitin protein ligase activity; metal ion binding. The transcript is spliced from 14 exons. NCBI's taxonomy places the organism in Eukaryota, Metazoa, Echinodermata, Asteroidea, Forcipulatida, Asteriidae.